Vigna angularis (adzuki bean) is the source of this 1065-nucleotide messenger RNA. Its product is annotated as glycine cleavage system H protein 2, mitochondrial. The record is from RefSeq and is a predicted model, not a curated record. The transcript is spliced from 3 exons. Gene Ontology annotation, biological process: protein lipoylation; glycine decarboxylation via glycine cleavage system. The coding region runs from base 433 to 897 and encodes 154 amino acids. Lineage: Eukaryota; Viridiplantae; Streptophyta; Magnoliopsida; Fabales; Fabaceae. Gene Ontology annotation, cellular component: mitochondrion; cytoplasm; glycine cleavage complex.
CAAAUCACUGCUUCCUAUAAAAGUAUUAUAUAUACAUAAUAUGUAUCCAUCAAGAAUCAGAAAUCAAAACCAACCAACCCAAGAAAACAAAAAAUGUAUUCAAUGGAGAAGCUUUGUUCUCAUGAACCAUUCUGACCCCAAUGGGCAUGAACAACGAGGUUCUCGAUUAGGUGGUUUUUAGCGGUUCAAUGGUGGGUGUUGGUGUACAGAAAAGCAGAGGACAGAAUUAAACAUUUAAAAAUGGAGGGAUUAAAAAGUAAAUUAGUCAAAAAUAUUUUUAUUAAUUAAUUGGGAUAUUUUCUUGGGAAUAAUAAAAAUCAAAACUUUCACCAACCCCUGAAUAUAUAAAGGAAGAAGUGGGUGGUUUGGAGUGAUGAGAGGAAAAAAAGAAUUGAAGUGACAGAUAUACUCACAAAGAGGAAGAGAAGAGAGAUGGCUUGCAGACAAUUGUGGGCUUCAAGAGCGGCCUCUUCCCUGAGGAUCUCUGUGUCUCACAGAGCCUUUUCUAAUGUUGUUAAAGAUCUGAAGUAUGCCGAUUCCCACGAAUGGGUAAAAGUUGAUGGGAAUUCUGCAACCGUUGGCAUCACUGAUCAUGCCCAAGAUCAUUUGGGUGAUGUUGUGUAUGUUGAAUUGCCUGAAGUGGGAGCAACCGUCACACAAGGAGAUAGUUUUGGUGCAGUUGAAAGUGUGAAGGCAACUAGUGAUGUUAACUCUCCUGUUUCUGGAAAAGUGAUUGAAGUGAAUGAAGAGCUUAGUAGCUCUCCUGCUUUGGUCAACUCAAGCCCUUAUAAAGAUGGAUGGAUAAUUAAAGUUGAACUGAAUGACAGUGGUGAACUAAACAACUUGAUGGAUUCAGAAAGGUACUCCAAAUUCUGUGAAGAAGAAGAUGCACAUUGAGAUAUUUCAGUACAUCAUGUUUUAGUUGGGAAAGCUAAGACUGGAUUGUUCUGUUUUCUACAUGUGACACGUCUUGACUGCUCUAUUUUUAUUUUUCAUGAGCUUGUGAUUCAAUGGGAUGAUUUAUCACUCUUUGCAAUGGAAAUAUGAAUUUGAUAACGUGGUAAA